AUGAAGUUCACCACUAUUCUUCUUGCCGUAUUGCCUCUCGUUGCCGCCGGCGGAGGCCCAAAGGACCCAGAUAGUCUUCCGAGGAUACGACUUCCGCUUCACGAACUGCCCGAGUGCUGGCAGGAGUGUUUGCAGCUAGAAAACAACCACUACCCUCCCAAUAUCAACAAUGUUAACGUACACGACUUUUGUGUCGACAACGGCUACCACCUCCGAUGGUGGUCUUUCCACACCCUCGCUACAUGCACAGCGGGCAAAUGCAAUAGGGAAGAAGGCUUACAGUCACAGGAGUGGCUGUUCGAUCUCUGCAAAAUGAACUAG
Messenger RNA from Colletotrichum costaricense, 321 nucleotides. RefSeq lists its product as uncharacterized. The coding region runs from base 1 to 321 and encodes 106 amino acids. Lineage: Eukaryota; Fungi; Ascomycota; Sordariomycetes; Glomerellales; Glomerellaceae. The record is from RefSeq and is a predicted model, not a curated record. The transcript has a single exon.